ACCCGACGGAGUGGGCUUCCUACUUGGAUCCGGUCGCGUUGUUUCAUCGAGAGAAGGCGCCGCGCGCAAGCAAUCCUCCGCGGCGGCGAUGGGCAAGGGCUCCCGCCCCGCCUCCACCUCCACCGGCGGCGAGAAGAAGGGGGAGGAGCGGGUGCUGAGCCACGGCGACGUCGUGCUCAUCCGCUCCGACCUCGCCAUUCUCCGCGGGCCUCGCUUCAUCAACGACCGCAUCAUCGCCUUCUACUUCGCCCACCUCUCCGCCGGCCUCGGCGACGACCUCCUCCUGCUCCCACCCUCCAUCCCCUACCUUCUCUCCAACCUCCCCGACCCGGCCUCCGUCGCCGCCGUAGCGGAGCCGCUCCGCCUCGCCUCCCGCCGCCUCGUGCUGCUCCCCGUCAACGACAACCCCGACGCCUCCGUCCCCGAGGGCGGUUCCCACUGGACCCUCCUCGUCCUCGACAACACCACCAGCCCAUCCGGCCCCCGCUUCGUCCACCACGACAGCAUCCGCGGCGAGCCCAACCUCCCCAUCGCCAGCCGCCUCGCCGACGCGCUCCGCCCCCUGCUCCUCCAGAGCGAUUCGAGGAGGAGGGGCGCUGUGCCGGUCGUGGAGGGGCCCACCCCGAGGCAGCCCAACGGCUACGACUGCGGCGUCUACGUCAUGGCCAUCUCCAGGGCCAUCUGUGGCUGGUGGAAGAGUGGCCAUGGCGGCCACCGGGGUGGGGAUUGGUUCGAGGCGGUGAGGAGGGAGGUGGACGCCGACAGUGUCAAGGCCAUGAGGGGCGAGCUGCUGCAACUAAUCACCACCCUCAUCCAAGACAAGGCCAAUGCCAGUUCAAUAUCCGAGGGCAACAAGACGGGCAACACUGAUUGAGGAUCAUUGUUGUGUCUCUGUAAGAUCGAUUGGAACGACAGGCAGUAGCGUACCUGAUAGUACACUGGUUUCUCAAGUUUGGUUGCUCUUUUUGAUCUUAGUCAAGGGGUUUCUUGCUGGAUCGGCUUCUUUGCGAAAAGGAAGAGCAAGCAGAGCAUACACACUUGUGUAAGCAAAGUUUUGGAAAAUCACAUUUGUCCCUUUUGUGAGUAAAGUUUUAGCAAAUGCCUGUUACAAAUCGACAAAUAUUGCCAAUGAUCAUGGAUCAAGAUACCACAAUCUUACAUUGCUUAUGCUUGCAAGUUAGUUGAGUAUGGACGGAUUGGGUUGGAGUUUAUGACUUAUGCUCGAUGACUGACCAAUGCAGCCGCAUUAUCUAAGAUGUGUUUAUGUUCCGUGCCUUUGGAUGCUGACUGAGUGCAGGUGCAUGUGUAUGGAUGAUACUCGGGAGUUGGUUGGAUAGGGAGAACAGUUUGAUUGUUUGAACAAUUGAAGUAUGGUUUCCUGAAACUUGUAUUCACUAGAACUUCAGAAUUUGAGAGCUACACGGUAUGUGCUUUCAUGUCUGUUACUCAAAUUUUACACUGAAUAUGCAUAUUAUGUUGCAAAACAUGCACCUAUGAUGUAUAUAUUCUAUCAUCCAGGACAUACCUGCUGUCGAUUAAACUCAAUCCUUUUCUAUCUGGAAUCUGUUAUGUUCAGCUUUAGUUGUGCUUUCCUGUUAUUUUUAUCUAAGCAGUUCUAGCACCACUGAUCUGUUGGUAUGGUUUAUAUCAGGGAAAAUAAAUGUGCUGUAAUAUUUUGCUAUAAUAUAAUGAGUACUAUGGUACCUGAGUUGGCAUGUACUGUUGUUUUUCAAUAUUUGGAUUACAAAGUACAGUAUGAUGGUAGAUAACCCAAAUCCAUGCUAAGGCAGAUCUGGUAUAUUCCCCUAAAAAAGGCAGGUCUGCGUAUAUCUUACUCUUCUGCUUUAUGUCCAUACCUAACAGUCUUACAUGCAUGCGCCCUAACUACCUACCUCUUUCUCCUCUGAUCAAUUCCCUUAACUUGUCACACUUGCAUUGCAUUGCAUUUGCUUCCGCCAGUCUACAGCUGCAACAGAGCACAGGACUAAGGUACCACCUAUGCAACUCUCUUGUUUUUCCACUACUUUAUUUCCUUGCUUAAUUUUUUGCCCACGUGACUCUGUUCUGCAAAUUGAUUAAUUUAUUGCUGAAGUUUGCAAUUUUCACAACGAAAUGUUUUUUUUUGAAUGGUCACCACGAAAUGUUUGAUUGCUGUGUGAAGUAUAUGGUCUAUUAAUUCUCUAUGUUUCCUGAUUCCCUUUUGCAUCAGCCUGUGUUUUUCCCCUAUCUUUUUCCUAAAAAUAAGCAAACAAGUUACUGCGGCGAUUGGAAUUCCCUUCCACCAGUAUGUUCUGCCAGCAAACGAGUCCAUAACAUGUCCCCUGCGUUUUGAUCAGGGAAGAUGCAACGUCAUGAGAAGAUUGAUGCUCUGAAGCCUGUGGCAUCCAGGCCUUUCUCCAGCUUCAGGUCCUUUCCAAAGCCCCUUCAAGACUUCACUAGCACUGGUUCCCCACCCAUCACCGUCUUGGAGGAGACAGUUCUAGUUAAGCCGAAGGCCACUCGGUUCCCAUCGCUGCAAAGUGAACUUCCGACAAAAAUGACUGCAACCAUAGACGCUGGCUCAGAUUCCACGUGUGAGGAAAUGAAGGUAGAUACAGAGCAGGCCAACUGCUGCGGCCAUCUAACAACAUGCCCCACGGUCAAGAAGCCUACAGGCCGUCGCUUGUCAUUUGAUGGCUACAACUGGAGGAAAUAUGGGCAAAAGAAGGUGAAAGUGAGCGAGUUCCCACGGAGCUACUACAAGUGCACGCAUCCAAGCUGCCCUGCGAAGAGGAAGGUGGAGACGACAAUAGACGGCCAGGUUGCUGAAAUCGUGUACAGCGGCGAGCACAACCACCCCAAGCCUCGUCCUCCCAGGACUCCAUUGUCGUCCACAAGCACCGCUGAGGUUGUGAUCUGCGGCGCGCAUGGUACUGACGAUACGAUGCAGGAGUAGAAACAAAGAGAGCUGGGAGCAUUCAACCAAGCUCCUGAUACUUAUGAUGACUGAUGCAGUAUCUGGCGGCAGUUGCGUUCCCUCCCUUGGAUGAAUUUGGAAACAAGAGUGAGCUCGCUGAUUAUAAGAAAAAAAGGGGUACAUUUCUGUUGCUAAACAUUCUGCAGCGGACGUUCAGACAAUGGCAAAUACCAGUAGCAUACUUGUGUUGUCAGUAUGAGAGCCUGCUAUAAGGAUCAGGUGAUCACCGCCAAUUAUUAUCAUCCGAUGCAUGGUGAUUUGUGUUAGACU
Messenger RNA from Panicum virgatum (switchgrass), 3226 nucleotides. Its product is annotated as NEDD8-specific protease 1-like. The coding region runs from base 89 to 874 and encodes 261 amino acids. Gene Ontology annotation, molecular function: cysteine-type peptidase activity; deNEDDylase activity. The transcript has 2 exons. Gene Ontology annotation, biological process: proteolysis. The record is from RefSeq and is a predicted model, not a curated record. NCBI's taxonomy places the organism in Eukaryota, Viridiplantae, Streptophyta, Magnoliopsida, Poales, Poaceae.